GCGCCUGGUACGCUGGCAACGAUUUUGAUAUCGUUAAAUUUAAGCGUGUUUUCCGCGAAUCUAAAAUAUUUUGUGACUAUGACAAUGUUCUCAAUAGGUGGAUUUUUUACCAAUGUAACUAGAAGAUUGUAAAAAAGAAGAAUGUCAGUCAAUAGAUUAACCUGGAAAUCUAGAUGUUAUAGUAUUUUAACUGGACCAAUACAAUUUAACGUAUUAAAUUCCCUUUAUUUAAACACAUUAUGAACGAGAGACUAAUUGAACGCGGACAUGCGACAUACUAAAUAAAUCUAUUGUAUAUAUCACAAACAAUAAUUACUUAUGAAACUAGACAAACAUUUUGUAAAUAAUGACUCUUAAAGACCAAACUUUACCUUUCGCCUCCCUUUCGACACUUCCUAUUUCUUUUUCAACUACAGAAUCUUCUACCGACAUAGCCAAUAGUUCAUCUUUUCCUGGCCCCAUAGAUCUCGCAAUCACGAUACUUAAACCAAUUACAACUAUCGAAACUGACGAAUUAUGGCACCCAAUAGUCUUCAACGAAAAUUCGAGCCGGUAUUUUGACACUAUCGAAAGUCUUUUGACAUUUGACGCAGAUAACGCGAGUGGAAAUAUUUCCUCCAGAGACAACAGAACUAUUCUUGUCAACAAUGCUACAGUGCAACUUGUUUCCAUGAUUUUAACUGCCAUUAUACUGGGCUUUAUCAUCUUAUCUACUAUUAUAGAAAACUGGUGCAAGGCAAAAGAUUAUAAUGAUACCAAAAAAAAGGUUAGUGAAGGAUCCAGAAAAUCCAGAAGAAAAGCCCAAGAUCAAAAUAAAUCUUUGACCAGUUACCAGGACAAAGUUCGAGAGCUCCUUGAAGAUAACUUUAACUUUCAACCACUCUACAAUGACAGACUGAAAAUUACUGCGGCUAAAUAUCAACAUUUACAAGAACUGAAACCGAGUAUUACAAAAGACUAUCACUCAAAUUAUGAUAAUUUACCCAUGUAA
Messenger RNA from Diabrotica virgifera virgifera (western corn rootworm), 991 nucleotides. RefSeq lists its product as uncharacterized. The transcript has 3 exons. Lineage: Eukaryota; Metazoa; Arthropoda; Insecta; Coleoptera; Chrysomelidae. The coding region runs from base 347 to 991 and encodes 214 amino acids. The record is from RefSeq and is a predicted model, not a curated record.